Durio zibethinus is the source of this 2228-nucleotide messenger RNA. RefSeq lists its product as uncharacterized. Gene Ontology annotation, biological process: transmembrane transport. Gene Ontology annotation, molecular function: transmembrane transporter activity. The record is from RefSeq and is a predicted model, not a curated record. Gene Ontology annotation, cellular component: membrane. NCBI's taxonomy places the organism in Eukaryota, Viridiplantae, Streptophyta, Magnoliopsida, Malvales, Malvaceae.
UUGCAUGUGUUUUAGUACACCUAUCCCACACGGCGUCCAUUUGUCCAAUCAUAUCCCCUCAAACACGGCCUUCUGUCUCAACUACCAAAACCAAAAACAUGGUAAAACUCUAAAUUCUAAAGCAUCUGUAUCUUCCAAACUAACAGAGCCUGACAGCCAGGGACAAGUCUUCUUUACUUUCAAAAGAAGAAAAUCCAAAUCUCCGAGGCCAAGAAGAACUCAGUAAAGCGAGUGAGAGGAGAAACAGAGAAAGAAAAAUGAAGGCAGAGACUUUGACUCUGGUCCUGGUUAACCUAGCCGGGAUCAUGGAGAGAGCAGAUGAGUCAUUGUUACCAGGCGUUUACAAGGAAGUUGGUGCGGCCCUUCACACCGACCCGACUGGACUUGGUUCUCUUACCUUGUUCAGGUCUAUUGUACAAUCCUCUUGUUAUCCAAUUGCUGCAUACCUGGCUGUGCGCCACAAUCGAGCUCAUGUGAUAGCUCUUGGUGCUUUUUUAUGGGCUGCUGCCACCUUUCUUGUUGCCUUCUCCUCCACUUUCUUCCAGGUGGCAAUCUCUAGAGCUUUAAAUGGAAUUGGCCUUGCCAUAGUUGGACCUGCAAUUCAGUCCCUUGUUGCUGACUCUACAGAUGACAGUAACCGUGGUAUGGCUUUUGGGUGGUUACAACUCACAAGCAAUCUUGGUUCAGUUAUUGGUGGAUUCCUUGCAGUACUAAUAGCUCCGAUAACAUUCAUUGGUAUCCCUGGUUGGAGAAUUGCCUUCCAUCUGGUCGGACUAAUCAGCAUUAUAGUUGGUAUUUUAGUCUACCUUUUUGCCAAUGAUCCACACUUUUCAGAUAGUGGUAAAAAAUCUAGCAAUGAAAUUUCAAAUAGAUCCUUAUCGUCUGAAGUGAAGGACCUAGUUCAGGAAGCCAAAACAGUUAUAAAGAUUCCAUCAUUUCAAAUUAUUGUGGCUCAGGGUGUUACUGGUUCAUUCCCUUGGUCUGCAUUGUCAUUUGCACCAAUGUGGCUGGAGUUAAUUGGAUUCUCCCACGAGAAAACUGCAUUCCUGAUAGCCAUGUUUGUCAUUGCUACUUCUGUGGGGGGCCUAUUUGGGGGUAGGAUGGGGGAUUUCCUUUCCACGCGUCUGCCGAAUUCUGGUAGGAUCAUUCUAGCUCAGAUAAGCUCAGCAUCAGCCAUUCCUCUGGCAGCAAUACUCUUGCUUGUUUUACCUGAUGAUCCAUCCACAGGGGUGAUCCAUGGUUUGGUUUUAAUCAUUUUAGGUUUCUGCAUUUCCUGGAAUGCUCCAGCUACAAACAAUCCCAUAUUUGCAGAGAUAGUUCCAGAGAAAUCUCGAACAAGUGUCUAUGCUUUGGACCGAUCUUUUGAAUCCAUCUUGUCAUCAUUUGCUCCCCCGUUAGUUGGGAUACUGGCUCAGCACGUUUACGGUUACAAACCUAUAUUGAAAGGAUCUAGUGAAUCUGAAAAGAUUGCAACAGAUAGAGAGAAUGCUGCAUCGUUGGCAAAAGCACUUUAUACAGCAGUAGGAAUUCCAAUGGCUCUCUGUUGUUUCAUCUAUUCUUUCCUCUACUGUAACUACCCAAGAGAUAGAGAUCGAGCUCAGAUGGAAGCACUAAUAGAAACAGAGAUGCGAGAGCUAUUGUCAGAUACCAUGCCUGAAGGUGGAGAACAUUCUCAAGCUCAACAAUCUGAACUAGACGAACCAUGUGUCAAGGAAAGAAGCGUUAUUGAAUUGGAUUAUGAAGUUGAGGAUGACUUUGAUCCUGAUGAAAAUGAUGAGAAGACUUACCUGUACAGCCAAUUGAGAUUCUCUAAUUCAGGUGUAUAACGCUUAAGUUACACAAUGAGGAGAUAUUGCUUUCUUUCAGUUAAAAUUCUGGACAGCUGAAGCCAACUUUGGUAUUGCUGUGAGGCUGCUUUACAUUGAGGGUUUGUCCACUCUUUCAAGGACCAUGGUUGUGUUAUAACCUGCUCUGGACUUCUCAGCCACACAUACUCCUAAAACGGAAACGUAGCAAACAUAGAUAAAUUUAAAAACUCUUGAGGUCAGUUAAUGGCUGCGGCCAGAAACAUUCAUGUUUGAUGUGACAACAUCCGAACAGCUAAAUUUGAUCACAUCCGGACGAGCAUCAAUGAAAAGUUAUACUAAAAAUUUUUUCCUUGCCAUUUUUAUUGCAUGUCAUGAAUGUUACAAGCCUCUUUCAAACUAAUAAUCGUCCCUAUAAACGAA